This is a messenger RNA of Ruditapes philippinarum (Manila clam), 6817 nucleotides long. RefSeq names its product dynamin-1-like protein. The coding region runs from base 72 to 2228 and encodes 718 amino acids. Gene Ontology annotation, biological process: mitochondrial fission. The transcript is spliced from 16 exons. Gene Ontology annotation, molecular function: microtubule binding; GTP binding; GTPase activity. Gene Ontology annotation, cellular component: microtubule; mitochondrion; cytoplasm. The record is from RefSeq and is a predicted model, not a curated record. NCBI's taxonomy places the organism in Eukaryota, Metazoa, Mollusca, Bivalvia, Venerida, Veneridae.
GUUUGGUUAUUUCCAUUGGAGAAAAGGGGGAUUUUCGCCGAUUCUUUUCAUAAAUUACAAAUGAAGUAGAAAUGGAAGGUUUAAUUCCUGUUAUUAACAAAUUACAAGAUGUGUUCAACACUGUCGGAUCAGAAACAAUUCAGCUGCCGCAAAUCGUUGUUAUUGGCAGCCAGAGUGCCGGAAAGAGCUCAGUGUUAGAAGGUUUGGUUGGGCGAGACUUCCUGCCCCGUGGUACAGGGAUAGUGACAAGAAGACCGUUAAUUUUACAGUUGAUCCAAAUUACAAAGGAUGACAAAGAGGCCAGGACCCUUGACACUGGAGAGAUCAUCAAAGCUGAAGAAUGGGGGAAAUUCUUACAUACAAAGAACAAAAUUUACACAGAUUUUGAAGAAAUAAGAGAGGAGGUCAGCAAUGAAACAGAAAGAAUGGGAGGUACAAACAAGGGCAUAUGUUCAGAGGCAAUCAAUCUGAAGAUAUACUCACCCCAUGUGAUCAGUUUGACAUUAGUUGAUCUACCAGGUAUGACAAAGGUACCAGUAGGGGACCAACCAUCUGAUAUAGAAAUGCAAAUUCGUGCAAUGUGCAUGGAAUACAUUGGUAAUCCCAACUCAAUUAUUUUAGCCGUUUCUGCAGCAAAUACAGACAUGGCUACAUCUGAUGCAAUGAAACUGGCCAAAGAGGUUGAUCCUGAUGGUCGUAGAACAUUAGCAGUAGUAACCAAGCUGGACUUAAUGGAUGCUGGUACUGAUGCCAUGGAAAUACUUUGUGGUCAUGUGAUACCUGUGAAACUAGGAAUAAUUGGUGUAGUUAAUAGAAGUCAGGCAGAUAUAAAUAAGAGAAAAGAUAUGAGAGAUGCAUUGAAGGACGAGGCCACAUUUCUACAGAAAAGAUAUCCUAGUAUAGCCAGCAGAAAUGGGACAGCACAUCUUGGUAAAACCCUUAAUAGGUUGCUGAUGCAUCAUAUUCGCGACUGUCUACCAGAAUUAAAGACGAGGGUGAAUGUUCUCAUAGCACAGUUCCAAUCACUGUUAAAUACAUUCGGGGAACCUAUUGAAGAUAAGAGCCAGUUACUGCUACAGAUUAUUACAAGAUUUGCAUCGGCUUAUUGCAGCACUAUAGAGGGAACAUCCCGUAAUAUAGAGACUACUGAACUGUGUGGUGGAGCAAGAAUCUGUUAUAUUUUCCACGAGACAUUUGGUAGAACAUUAGAAACUAUAGAUGCUCUUCAAAAUCUUAAUACAAUGGACAUUUUAACUGCUAUACGAAAUGCAACGGGACCUCGUCCAGCACUAUUUGUACCUGAUAUAUCAUUUGAGUUGUUAGUGAAAAGACAGAUUAAAAGAUUAGAAGAACCAAGUUUAAGAUGUGUGGAAUUAGUUCAUGAAGAAAUGCAGAGAAUUAUUCAACAUUGUGGAACACAGCAGGAGAUGUUGAGGUUUCCACGACUACAUGAUAAGAUUUUAGACGUUGUUACACAUUUAUUGAGGAGAAGAUUACCACCUACAAAUACCAUGGUAGAGAAUAUAGUUGGUAUAGAAUUAGCCUACAUCAACACGAAGCACCCCGACUUCCAUGAAGCCCAGAUGGUGCAUAGAGCUGUUACCAAUGAUCAUGAUGGUAUGAAACAGCUACAGAAGGAGAUGCAGCAAAAAGUUUACAUGCAGCAACUUGAUGACAGGGAAAAUAGGUCACAAUCACCAACGAGAGCCGACCCUAAUGCUGGAAACUGGAAAAUUUCCAAUUUGUUAAGAAAUAAUCGGAGUGAACCUAGUGGAUCUGGGGACUCUUUAGCUGUUCCGCCUGGCUCUGAACCUCAGUCACAACCUGGUAGUAACCCAGGAAGUACCGUUGCCUCCCCAGCCCAUGGCAGAAAGGGAUUAAAUCUUCUUCCAGAGGUGCCCAAAACUAUACCAGCUAGAAAAUUAACAAGUAGGGAGCAUAGAGAUGUGGUACUAGUAGAAAAACUAAUAAAGUCGUAUUUUAUGAUUGUGCGGAAGAAUAUACAGGACAGUGUUCCGAAGGCAAUCAUGCAUUUCCUAGUAAAUUAUAUAAAGGACAACUUACAGAGUGAGCUAGUCAGGCAGUUGUACAAGAAAGAGGAAAUAGACAUGUUGCUAGAGGAGUCGGAACAUGUGGCGACACGCAGGAAGGAGGCACAGGAAAUGGUUCAGGCACUCACUCGAGCCAGUCAUGUGAUAGGGGAAAUCAGAGAGACGCAACUCUGGUGAACAAUGUAUUGAGUAAACUUUGUAUAUAUGACAAGAAGAAAGGCUGAUUACAAAAAGAAAGUUAGAGAUAUUGACAAUAAAACUUGCCUUCCAAGUGAUUGGAACAGCUGUUAAUUACAUAUGGCAAGCUGGUAAAUGGAACAGCCACUGACUGCAUUGAAUAACCUCACUCAGAAAUGCAGCUUGUGGAUGUUUGUUGUAAUAGAUUAUAUGUAUUUUAUAUAAUAUGGAAUUCAGAAGAUUAAAUGAUCAAUUUUGUAACAAGUUUAUAUUCAACAAAACUAUUUGUGGCUUUUUUUUAUCUGUUUUGGUAAUUUUCAAAGUUUUUCUACAAAUACUUAACAAUUUUAUGUAAGAAGUAAUAUAUAUAGUUUUUCCUUUAUAGAUGUACUAUAUCUUGUUGUUAUUUUUUUUAAUUUAAAUUGGUGGUAUUUUUUUUUGUUUCUAUAAAAAAACCUUUAAAUCUGCAUGGUCUGGUUCGGAUAUUUUGAAAUGAUUUACAAAAAAAUGAAAUAUUUUGAUGUGUACAUUUUUAUUAUAUUGAUUUUUUGUUUGUUGAAAUAAAAGUACAUUGUUAUACAAGUAUGCAAUUUUUCGCUUCGUUGAUCACGAGUGGUAAAGAACAAGUUCUGUAUACAGGUACAUAAAACUACGCUUUAACUUCUUGACAGCUAGAAAAAUUGUCAUUAAAUGCACCAUAUACCCGGUGUAUUUAGUAAGUGUUGUAAUAUUCAUUUUGUACUUGUUUAUUUGUAAUAAAGAAUAGGGUCUUGUUUGGCAAGGUGUCAAAUGUCACUUAAUCUGAACCAGUUGCCACUUCAUUAUUGUUAGUUGAGUUCUUUUAUUUGAGGCAGCUUCUCUUAUUAUUUUUGAAAGGAAAGUGGCUCCACCCUGUUAUAGGUUUUCAUUGGAAAUCAUGCAUGAAGGCACACCUAAGGCCAUAUUGUACUUUCUUAGUUGUGGUGAGAUUUCCUAUAGUGACUUUCAACAGUGUAACUAGAUACUCAUUCAGACAACAACAACAAAAGAUAACCUAAACAUGUAUAUUCCUUUCAGACAACUGACCUACACAUUUUUAUUGGUUUUGUUAAUGCUUAAAUGUUUGAUCUCUCAUUUUAUUUUCUGAUAUACAAACUUUUAUAAUGUAGGUGUUAUAGAACUUUGAAUGGUUUUAAAUCGUAAAUAAUCGUUAAAAUAAAAUGAUUAAUGCAUGUUUAGUAAAAAAUAAAAUAAAACUAUCAUCCAGAUUUCUUUUCAUAAUAUAUGCUCAUGUACUUGUAAAUCUAAAAAUAUAACAUUUGAAAAUACAAUCAUCAUGAUCAUAUUUGCAAAUUCAGUUUGUUAAAACAAAGGGACAGAAUAUUGAAAAAGUGGCAAUUAAAAAAAACAAUUGUCUCCCCUUUUCAAGUAUUUUUUAAAGGUAAAAAGUAAAAUUUUCCUUAACUUUUUAGGACAACAAUGUUGAAUGUAAUUAUUUCUUUUCCACCAUUGUUAAGUGUCAGGAACUCACUUCAUUUCAUUGUCAUUUAUAAAAUUGUUAUUGUAAUAUUAGAAAUAUUCAAUAUUUAUAUUGUUAUUAUGUAAAAUAUAUAGUACAUAAACUUCCUAUAAUGUAAUAAGUAAGGGAGACAAACCUGGUGGUUAUAGCAGUAUUACUAACUCUGUCUUAUUAUGAUUUACUAAAAACAAUUAGGGUCCUAUUAACUAAUGUAUUUAUGUUAGCAAAACACAUUUCAGGGUAUUAAAUAGUGUGAACUUAAUUUUUUUUAAAAGAGAGUACAGUUUGAAAAUUUUUGAGUUUGUUUAUUUAGGUGUGUAGUUAGUGAAUGUAGGGCAGGAGAAUGGAGAAGUUGGUGUGGAAAUUGACGUAAGGGGGAUAUUCAAAUAGGGGAAUUCCAUCCAUGAAAAAGUAUGAAAUGUGUUUUAUCAGUACAUUGAUUGUUUUUGUUUGUGUGUGGACUUUUUGUGUAUCUAUAUUAACUACAUUUUCUGUUCCUUUCCAAUACACAUGUUAUGUAUUUGAUGGAUUAAAUGGUUUUAAUUAGUGUAUGGACACUUGCAAAAAAUAGUUGAAACUGGUCAAUAUCAGAUAUUAAUGACUCUAAUAUUCAGAUGUUAUAAAGGGUUUUUAUAGUGUUUUAUUAUGGAUUGCAAGAUUGCUUACUAGUCAAUACUAGUGCAGUAGAUAUAGGUUGUUAAUAUUUAUAUAUUAACCUGUUGAUAAUCAACUUGUGUUCACUUUCAAUUUCACUGUUGUUGUCAGUCUUUUGUCUAACAAAAUGGCUGAAUCUUAUCAGUAUUGGAGGUGUGUAUAAAUGCUGUUAUUUGAUUGGCUAAUUAGACCUGUCAAUCAAACCUGGCAGAAAGGUUAAGUGAUCUUCUUGAUAAUAUUAUGCAGAUAGACCAUGUACAUCCAUACAUUAUCACAAUUAGACCAUGUAGAUCCAUAAAUUAUCACAAUUAGACUAUGGAGUUGAGUGCAUAUAAAUAACCUAUAGUUAAACCUUACAAAACCACAACGCAAUCAAAUUAUUAAGAUAAGUCUUGAUUCAGAUAGAUUUUGAUUUUUUUUUUUUACCAUUUCUGGUCUCUUUUGUAAAAAUUCUUAAGCAUUUGCAUGUGAAUAUCAUAUAUGUUUAUAGAGGAUCUUUCUUGAGUUAUCUCUUAAUACAAAUGUAUUAUUAUUGAGUUUAGGAAAGUGUUAUGUAGUAAACCUGUGGUGAAACAAGUUUGUGGUGAGAUUUUUUUAAACAUUUCCAGAACAAUUGUCUGCAUGAAAUGACAAGUAAUGUAGGAUUCACAUUAUGUUAUAAAUAGUAGAAGAGAAAUACAGCAAAACCACCUUUUCACAAGUCUUUUGAUAUCAAACUUCAGAAUAGCCAAUAAGAAAUUGGGUAUUUAUUGUUGUAUGUCUUGAAAGGAAUAUAUUUUCACCCUUACCACACUUAAUAACUUCUUUAUUUCAAUAUGUACUAAACAAUUCAUUAUUUUUAUGAAAUUAAAAAAGAAAAAAUCUUCUGACUGAAAAGCCAACAGUGCAAACCCUGAUCACAUGGCAUGAAUGUACCGGCUGGUCUUGGUUGGCACUGGUGUCAUGGGUAGAAUCAGUUGCAGCUAGCAGAGUAAUGAUUCAACAGUUAACGUGAUUUCUGUUAUCUAGCUAACAUAUAAUAAUGUGUACUGUAUAUAUUGUUUGAAAGAUAUUAUUAUGUACAAAACAUAUUUUUGAAUAUAAUUUCACUGUGAAUUGUUCCAUACUAAAAGUUUCUGAAAACUUACCUUGUUCACAAAAAUUGGGGCAAAAAUAGACUUCUACUUGUUGACCUCUAUGUACUUAUAGUAGAUCUUUACUUUUGAUAUACUUCAAGGUUAUACUGGUUCAGUUAUGUGCUGUUUCGAAAAUUAUAUUUGUUUAAGAAUUUUGUUUAAUUUAAUGGCAAUGUGUUACACCUCUUAUAGAGCUUCAAUGAAAUUCUCCACAGUAGAAAAGUGACUAAUUUCUUGUAUAAAAGUGCUAUUUUUUCUGUUGUUUGUUGACCAAAUAGAGAAAUCUGUGAUGAUUAUGUUGUAGUACUAAUGUAAGACAAUUUUUGUGUGCUCUGUUUUUUUUACAUUUUUUAUGCUCUUUCACCAUUAUGAUGGUAACACUUGAGUACUAAUCCAAGUUCUGGAUUCCAUGUGAAUGCAUUUAUACUGUUAAUGUGAAUAUUUGUCUUCAAAAUCUUACAAGAUAUAAAAAAAAUGUAAUAUAUUGUGUAUUUGUAGACUGUAAAACUAAAUUUAUUACCCAUGAAAUAAAUGGCUUAACAAACACUUAACUUUAAUUGCUAGGGAUCAAGCUUUUUCCAUGUCUACAGGGAUAAUUAGCUGAUUUCAGGUCAUGAUCAAUUAUAAAUGUAUUAUAAAUAAAAUUACAGUCAGGGCUGUCUAUGAAGGUCAGGUCAUUGGUAAUGAAAAAAGAACCUUAUUCAUAGGUUAUCAUUCUUAAAGUUUAACUGUAUUUGGAUUGAAUAGAAAGUUAAAUUCUGGUCUUUAUAUUCAGGUUUUGGUAGAUAUGGUCUUAAUAGAAAGGUGGUCAUUAACUCGGGAUAGACUGUAUAAAAUCAUUUAAUAUUCUGCAGUUUUAAUCUGAUAGCAUAAAGAAAUGAUCUUACUUCAAUGUAAGGAAAAUGUUAAGAUAACAUUUGGUUAUAGAAUAAGUAAAAUAUCUUGUAAUAAUUAUCAAUAAACUUUCUGUUGAAGUAUUUAUAAAGAGAUGCUAAGUUAUUUUCUUCCCUUGUUACUGUACAAUUUUUAAUAUUGUGAUACUCUAUGACUUUGAUUUGACUAUAGCCCAAUAUGCUUGAUGUCUUUAUUUUCUGGUACAAAUUUCUUGAAAAAUCUUGAUCUUCCCCAUUUCAGCACCACAUGACCUAAACUUUGUUGGUGCGGCGUAAAAACCAAACAAACUAACUUGAAAUAUCUGUGAAAGUUAAUGUGUAUUUUGUUUUUUUCUUUUACUUUUCUGCUCAAGACAAUGACAUAAUUUAUAGUUACAUGUACUUGAUGUAAGAGGAAAUUUGUAAACAAUAAAAGUACCAACAUUUUCA